Molecule: messenger RNA, 2556 nt
Organism: Nasonia vitripennis (jewel wasp)
Lineage: Eukaryota; Metazoa; Arthropoda; Insecta; Hymenoptera; Pteromalidae
Gene: Lamp1
Product: lysosome-associated membrane glycoprotein 1
Exons: 5
Coding region: 332-1273 (313 amino acids)
Cellular component (GO): membrane
Source: RefSeq, a predicted model, not a curated record
CCAGUGGUCCGCUCCGAAACAGCAGGCAACGGCGGGGCCGGGGUCGCAUGAUGCGACUCGCAUCAGUAGCGCUGCCUCAGUGCACACUGCACAGACUGCAUACAUAAUAUAGUAGUAGCCUAUAAGCAUUCUGCUAUUUUAGUACAAAAAUCGGAGUCAGGCAGUUCGGCGAUUUAGCAUCAUCAGGCUCUAGUUGCGUGACCACGGUGGGAACGGAAUCUGCGUCGCUCACGCGUAUUCAUCUCGACGAGGCACUCCAAUCAUCAUCAGUUGGCCAAGUACAUCACAUCCGAGAAGACAAGUCGAGCGGCCGGACAUACACUGCUCCAAAAUGAAGAAAAGCACGGCGUUGAUUCUUUGUUGCGCUUUGGUCUUGGUGUCAGGUCAACAAAGCGCUGAGAAAACUAUUACAACAGAAAAACCGUCAACAACUACAACUGCUCCAACGACUGUACCCCCAACAACUCCACCAAGUACAACCACUGAACCAACUACAACUACUAGUUCAACUACUCCUUCUACCACUACUACUCCCACCACGACUACAACCCCAAAACCAUCAACUACUACUGUUGCUCCAAGUACUACCACAGUUGCACCUCCUCCACCAAAAGAGCCAGAAUCGCAUAAAUGGAUUGUUAAUGGAACAGAUAACAAUGUGAUUAUUGUACAGUUGGCUACCCAGUUGGUUAUUACAUACAAUGGCACUGAUAACAAGGCUUGGAGUGUACCAAUUAAUGUUCCAGCUAAUGAAAACAUAACACGAGUAAACGGUACUUUUAGUGUGAAUGAUGAGACAUUGGUGUUGACUUGGAACGCCACUAAGGGUGGAGAAAACGUGGUUUCCUUAAGUUUCAAACGUGACAACAUGACAAAAACAUAUAUUCUUAGCCAUCUUGAAGCUUCAAUUGCUCCAGGAGAAUUACCAAACUCUGGUCUUACUGACCCAUUGAAGCUUGUUCAUGCUCAUGAACACUUCAACACUACCAUUGGAAAUUCUUACCGUUGUCUUAGGUUACAACAUUUUAAUUUGACCAACGGAAAUGUUGAUAAGACACUGGCUGGUGUAGCUAAAGUGACUAAUCUUAGAUUCCAAGCUUUUGAAAAUAAAAAUAAAGGAAGUUUUGGUCUUGCCGAAGAUUGCGCAUUCGACACACCUGAUGUAGUACCCAUAGCAGUGGGUUGUGCAUUAGCAGGUUUAGUGGUGAUUGUGCUGGUUGCAUACCUUAUUAGUCGCAGACGUAGCCAAGCUCGAGGCUACCUUAGCAUGUAAAAAGGAUUUCCAUCUGACGUUUUAUAUAAUUAAACUAAUAUUUCUUUGUGAAAAAUUCUGUAUCCAAAACGUGUUGAUUUUCCACUAAGAACUCAUCUGUUCCGAUUAAACAAAAUCGUUUAAGUCGUGAAUAUAAGAUUUGUCAAAAUAUUAUUAAUCUUUUGUAAUGAUAUCAAAGCCAUAUAAUUAUAAGCCUUUUUUAUAUCUAAUUAAAUAGGCGUUUUAGUUCCGGUUAGAAAAGACGAAAAUUCGGUAACAUUUUAGUGCUAAAAGACAUGUCAGUAAAAAUUUAAAAAUUCGUUACAAAAAGCAGGGCUUAGAUUAAUUUGUUGAUAUUAGUAAAUAUUGUGUUAUCUUAAAAUAAAUUUUUUUAUUCUCCUAAUAUAGUUAUGUCAAAAUGUAGAUAAAAUUUAUAUUCUACAAUUUAAAAGCUAAACAACUUUAAAAAAACUCAACUAUUCACGUAAUAAGGCUCCCACUUUUUAGAAGAUGCAUUUCCAAAUAUUAUUUAGUUAUAAAUGAAAGAUUUGUUUGAUGAUUGAUAUGAAGGAGCACGAAUGUCUGUACUAUGACAUUCGAAAUUUCAAGCAUUGUAAAAAUGCUAUUUACAUUGUAUUUUUUUGUACAACAUUCCCUUCCUCAGUACUAAAGCUUGAUCUAUUUUUAUCUUGAUUCAGUGAUACCAAUUAAUUUCAACAAAUACGAAUGGAAUGUUUCUUUUUCUUCAAAGUUCAUAUUGGUCGAUAUACAUAUAUGAUUAUAUCUAACAUACCUAUGACUUUUGUGAUUUGAUAAAGGCCCAUUUUACCGUACACGGCCUUACGAAUUAAAUUGUGAUAUACUUCGUGCUGCUUCACGAAAGACCGUCAUAAGACUGACAAAAUGGAAGUCGACGAAAACAAAAAUGCGUGAAGUCCUUUGAAAAAGAAAAGAAAAAUCUAUGUAAGCUACUACAUUUUCUUCGAUUAUUAAUGUAUAUGUAAUGCGUUUUGUAGUGUUGGUGCUACAAUACCAGAAAUCAAAUUGAAUUGGCGUUUAUAUAUAUAUAUAUAUAUAUAUAUAUAUAAUAUUAAAUAUAUUAAAUAUAUUAUCACGUUUUUUUUAAAUACUUAUCUCGAUUAAUAAUACAGUCCAGUUAUCUUUUGUAAGUUGCAGAGAAAAGUUUGUGAAAUUUAAUUGAAUUUUGAACUUUCAAAUCGUUAUAAUGUAUGUACCUACUGGAUUCAUAAGCUUAUAAAGAAGUGGAAUUGUAAAUUAAUAAACAAAAACAUGUUAAAAAUCAA